GGGGGCUCGGCGGGGGGGUAUAUGACUGUGGGUCUGGCCGACGUUUCUGUGACGGCAGCGCCAAAGGCCAUAAGCCGGCUGGGCACGCUUACGGUGUAGAAAGGUGGUGGGGUCAUGGCCCUGUUUUCGGGGGCCCCCAUGAAUAAUUGGGGGAAGGCUGUUCUCCAGUGGCAAAGGCCCAUCAGGGGAGUGGAGGGUGCCAGAAAGGACUCUGGGGAUGGGGCACAUAGAAGGAUCAGCAGGGUAGCCUUAAAACUGGGGUCUUGCAUCUGUGGGAGCCCUGUGGUUUGGCUACGAUUCAGGGACCCAACUUGGAUUUCUUCUCAUCCUUGCAGCAAAACCAGAAGGAAUGAGACAGCCCAUCUGUUUUCCAGCAGCUUUUAUCUGUGAAUUUCUUAUGAACUUCAUUGUAGUAUCUGUUAUUUAAUAGCUAUAUAGUGUCAUAGCACAGGUCCAGUUGCAGUAACAUCGUGAUCUGCUGUGUGACUACUGGGCCGAUACUCUGGCAGAGCCAAUGCUAGAUCUGGAAGUGGUUCCCGAGCGAUCUCUUGGGAAUGAACAAUGGGAAUUCACCUUGGGAAUGCCAUUGGCUCAAGCUGUAGCAAUUCUUCAGAAACACUGUCGUAUUAUCAAAAACGUCCAGGUUCUGUACAGUGAGCAGUCUCCUCUUAGCCAUGACCUCAUCCUUAACCUGACUCAGGACGGAAUCAAACUGCUGUUUGAUGCUUUCAAUCAGAGACUUAAGGUGAUUGAAGUUUAUGACUUGACUAAGGUGAAGUUAAAAUAUUGUGGUGUCCAUUUUAACUCUCAGGCAAUUGCUCCAACCAUAGAACAGAUUGAUCAAUCGUUUGGAGCAACACAUCCAGGAGUGUACAACUCAGCUGAACAACUCUUCCACCUCAAUUUCAGAGGACUGUCUUUUUCUUUUCAAUUGGACUCAUGGGCUGAAACUCCAAAGUACGAGCCUAACUUUGCCCAUGGCCUAGCUUCUCUGCAAAUUCCCCAUGGUGCAACUGUGAAACGUAUGUACAUCUACAAUGGAAACAGCCUGCAGGAUACGAAGGCUCCUCUCAUGCCCCUCAGCUGUUUCCUUGGUAACGUGUAUGCAGAGAACGUUGAUGUUCUGAGAGAUGGAACUGGACCCUCAGGUUUACGGCUCCGCUUACUCACUGCAGGCUGUGCCCCAGGUGUAUUAGCUGAUGCCAAGAUGCGGGUGUUUGAGCGCUGUGUGUACUUUGGUGAUUCAUGCCAAGAUGUUCUGAGCACUUUGGGGUCUCCGCACAAAGUCUUUUACAAGUCAGAAGACAAGAUGAAAAUUCAUUCGCCCUCCCCCCAUAAGCAGGUUCCAUCAAAGUGCAAUGACUACUUUUUUAAUUACUUCACGCUUGGAGUGGAUAUUCUUUUUGAUGCAAAUACUCACAAAGUGAAGAAAUUUGUCCUGCAUACAAAUUAUCCUGGUCAUUACAACUUUAACAUAUACCAUCGAUGUGAAUUCAAGAUUCCACUAGCCGUUAAGCGAGAUAGUGCGGAUUCACAGACUGAAACAUGCACAACGUACAGCAAGUGGGAUAGUAUUCAGGAUCUUCUGGGACAUCCUGUGGAAAAGCCAGUGGUACUUCAUAGGUCAUCAUCUCCAAAUAAUACUAACCCAUUUGGAUCAACUUUUUGUUUUGGACUGCAACGAAUGAUCUUUGAGGUGAUGCAGAAUAAUCACAUAGCAUCUGUUACUUUGUACGGGCCAGCAAGGCCCAGCAGCCAGUUGAGAACAUCAGACCUUCCUCAAUGAAGCAUUACCUUCAAAAUCAGCUAAUCUAAAUGCUACAAAACUAGUACAGCGUGCCUUGAUUUACUGCCACUUAUAUGGAAAGCAUGGUAUGAUUUUUUUUCAAAAUAAAAUUCCUCCCGUCCAUGCGUGGUGCGGAGGGAAAAUUCUCUCAACCCUUCAUCAUAAGGCAUGGAACUAGUGAUGGAGGAAAGCAGCUAGAUGCCUGUGUUGUCAUUUUACUCCUCUCGGUUGGCCGUCUCCUGCACAGUACAGACCCGAAGAGACUGUCUGUCCUUCCUGAGCUGGCAGAAGGAGCAUUAAUGACUGCAAGAAUUAGAAGCACAAACAUUCUGAGCCUUGGAGCAUCUGGAAACAGGUAUUGAUAUUAGUCUGUGUUUGUGUUACUGUAUUGAUGUGGUGGUCCUGUUUUAAGAAACCAAGUAUAUAUACAUACAUUAUAUAUAUAUAUAUAUACACAUACACACACACACACACACACACAAAUAUAAACACAUAGAUAGUUCUGUGGCUUAGGACAUGGUACCAAGUGUGACAAAGGGUGUAUAUAUGUCCAUGAUUUCAGGCACCACAUCUUUGUGUAACUUCAGAACAAGCAAGUAGCAUGUGCAUAAUACUUGGUUGUGUAACAUUUGCACUACAUACACUUUAAUUACUUGAUAAACAUUAUCUUCACCGAGGAGCAUCUGUGUACGGGGUGUGAUGGUUAUUUAAUGUACACUGCGCAUUAAGCUUAUUUAUGUGGUGGAUUGAUGAAUAGUCCACCUUCCUGCACUAAUAUUUACUUGACAGGCUGAAGCAAUUGUUUUUCUGCCAUGCCUGGUUUACUAACUUUUUUUCAUAUGCCGUUUCCAAAAAAACCCCAAAAAUCUGGAAGAGAUUAUUCCUAUGACUGAAAGAGGUUUUUCUUUGACAGCAUUUUUCUUUGUACUUAAAAAUAAAAAUAAAAAAUCCAUCCCAUAAAAGAAAAUGCAGUUGCCUCAUCUACAAACAUAUUGAAAUAUGUUUGUUCUAAACCCCUAGCUCCUCCCUAUUUCCUGUAGAAAAGGAAAAAGGAAAGAGAAUUUGUGGUGAGUAUGUAGAUUAUUGAAAGAAAAAUUCCCCAACUCAUCCAGCACCAGGAAACCUCUUCCCAUGUCUCCUAAACUUUAACUUUUAUUUAAUGCCAAAGUUUUAGCCAAAGAUAUCCUCAGUCUAGUUUCACCAUCUCUGUGUAUAUAAUCUAACUGCACACCCCACCCCCAGGAAACAGGAUAUAGGCUUUUCUCUAGUCAGGAAAUGCUGCUCACUGCAUUUUAUCUCAAGUGGAUGCUUUGGGUUUGUAGUUCUAUUACAGUCUUAUUGGGGAAAAUAGCGUGUGUUCUUUGAAAUAUUAACCCUUUAUAAAAAUGGAAAAGAGAAAUGUAUAAUUUUGUCCCAUUUUUAAUAUUUUGGUGUAGCAACUUGUGAUACAUAGACAACAAUUUUGUGAGUUUUACAAUGUGUGUACAGAUUUUGUAAAUAUGACAUUUUUGUAAUUUUAACGCCAUGUACAGUGUAAUCCUGUAUAGUUUAUCAAUGAAUGGGAGAUAGGAAAUAGAAUGUUAACUAGUGUUUUGGAUCCUGGACCAGUAGCAAGGAUAAAUGUGAUUUGGUUUGUGUGAGUGUGAGAGUUUGUGUGUAUGAUAUUCUUUGCCAUUUAGUCUUCCUGUAUACUGUGACAUUCUAGAGUGUUUUACUAAAACAAAAAAGCCCCGCUGAGAAUCUAUCUAAGGAAAAAGUUACUGUUUACCUUCGUUAUUCUUAGGUGUUACUCCUGUUGAAUUCCUGUUCAAUCUGUGCUGUUUCCUGUGGUCAUUGCUUGCUGAGAAAAUUCUACACCUCCGUCUAUUUCUUUGUUUCCUUUCAAAUUUUCAUUUUGGUUUACAUAGCCCUUCUGUAAAUUAAACAGAAUACAUAAUGAGCAUGUACACUGAAAGACAAAUAAAAUGCGACUCUCAGUUACUGUUUGGUGUUGCAUACAGUUGCUGGGUGUUUUUGUAAUAAA
This is a messenger RNA of Chelonoidis abingdonii (Abingdon island giant tortoise), 3809 nucleotides long. The record is from RefSeq and is a predicted model, not a curated record. NCBI's taxonomy places the organism in Eukaryota, Metazoa, Chordata, Testudines, Testudinidae.